Eriocheir sinensis (Chinese mitten crab) is the source of this 3070-nucleotide messenger RNA. RefSeq names its product juvenile hormone esterase-like. The transcript is spliced from 16 exons. NCBI's taxonomy places the organism in Eukaryota, Metazoa, Arthropoda, Malacostraca, Decapoda, Varunidae. The record is from RefSeq and is a predicted model, not a curated record. Bases 271 to 2298 code for a protein of 675 amino acids.
CUUGGUUUCUUUCUUGGCCGUAACCUGUGGUGUAGCCUCUUCGUAACCCAAUAUCUCUGGCCCUACAUUCCACCCACCUUCCUUAUCCAUUCCUUGCUCCAGGGUUACGCCUAGAGAGGGAGGAGGCCCCCAACUCGGCUACCGGCUCAGUCAUCUCACUCCUCUUGUCGCCGGCCUCCCGAGCACACCGCGCCUCCUGUAGAUCGUCGUUCUUUUGGCCCAGCAAGACCUCGACGGAUCACAUCGGCCGGUGGAUCUUCUUAAGGCGAGAUGCGUUGCCUCCUCGUGGUCCUCGUGGUGGGGGCCGCCGGUGCGCUGGGGGCCCAAACACCUCCCUUGGCCUCCUACAUAUAUGGCCAGCCUGUAGAACAUAGGCUUGACUGGGGCUUGUCAAGUAUAAACACGGAGGAACUAUGGGACCAGUUCACCGUGUACUCUGAAAACGACGACGCCACGAAUCCCACCAUCGAGAAAUGCAACCUCAUGGGGGCCAGUGACCCUGUGACGAUUAUAGGGAAGAACAUGAAGACCAUUAAGGAUCGUUCCAUCUACGCCUUCCAGGGCCUCAUGUACGGCGAGCCUCCCACCGGCGAACGCAGAUUCAAGCGGACGAUCAAGAAGGAACCGUACUGGGUCAACGACACGAUCGACGCCACGCACCUGGGCGAGAAGUGUCCCCAGAAGUCCAUGAUCGGCGGUGUGCCUUCAGGCGAUGAAGACUGCCUCAACCUCAACGUGUACGUCCCUAUCCUCCCCAGUGAACUUGAGGAUGGCAGGCUGCUCCCCGUAAUGUUCUUCAUCCACGGCGGCGCCUUCAUCUCGGGCGACUCCUCGCUGUACCUGCCCACCAAGCUGCUAGACCACGACGUGAUCCUGGUCGUUAUCCACUACCGCCUCGGCAACCUGGGUUUCUUCAGCUUAGACAACGACAACGCACCCGGCAACGCUGGUUUAUGGGAUCAGAUUACUGCCUUGGAAUGGGUCCAGGAAAACAUCGAGUGCUUCGGCGGAGACAAGGACCGGGUCACCAUCUUCGGGGAGAGCGCCGGAUCCGCCUCCGUCAACUACAUGAUGAUUCUCCCCGAUGCCGAAGGCCUCUUCCAUGGGGUGAUCGGAGAGAGCGGAUCAGCGUUGGAGCACUGGGCGCACGACCCUGACCCCAUCGGCUCAGCCAUAGCCAUCGGCGAUUACAACGGCUGCGAGACGGAGGACCUCACAGAGCUUUAUGUAUGCAUGAGGGAUUUGGACGCCGACAUCCUCAGCAUGACCAUGAGUCAUUUCGUGGGCGAGGACCGCAAGAAUGGGCAGAUGGGUUUCAGGGGCGCGGCGCCAGUCACGCAGGGACCGGCUGUGAGUGACUCGCAGCGUCUGCUGCUGUACCAGCCCAUUGAUUACCUCACUUCCGGGAACUUCAGCGACGUACCUCUGAUGAUCGGCACCAACAAGCAUGAGGGAUCCUUCGUUCUAACUAUCAUGUACACAGAGUUCCUGAAGCCCAACGGGAAACUGAACGACUCCGUGUACCUCAAAGAUGACAUGAUGAUCGACUUGCUCAACUGCUUCGGUGUCCACGACUACACCAACGCCGUCUCGGAGGCGAUCAUGGACUCCUUCGUGGGGGAGCUCGACCGGGGCAACUUUACGGAAUGUGCUCCAGGCUACGUUGAUGCGGCCGGUGUGCUCUUCCUGAAGGCGGGCGGGUGGCAGACGGCAAAGCUGCACGCCAAACACGGGGAUUCCAACACCUUCCACUACAGCUUCGACUUCGAAUCAGACGACACCAUGUACAGGUGGCUCUUCAUGGGCCUCACCGGCGUGCCCUUCAGACCAGGUGUGACCCACGCGGACGAGCUGCUGUACAUCUUCUCCUUCCCCGGGGUGAUGGAGGGACACCAGAUAACAGUUAUGGACCGCAUGACGAAAAUGUGGACCAACUUUGCCAUUUACGGUAACCCCACCCCGCCGGAGGAGUCAGGGUGGAAGGACCUCGGCAUCCCGGAGUGGCUGCCAGUGACGGCGACGGAACACCACUUCAUGCUGAUCCAGGAUGAGUGUACGGUGGAGUUGGAGUUUCCGCAGAGAUGGCAUAUCGCCCUGGAGGAGGAUGGAAACCUACCGUGGCAGCCAACUCGGGAUGAAUACGACGACCUCAUGUACGAGCGAGACACUUACCUCACCGUCAUGAUCGUCUUCGUGGUCGCCUUCGCCGUGGCUGCCUGUGGUGCCGUCUUCCUAGUAUUCGCGGGCAAGAAGCAGAAGAAGAAAAGUUCUGCCCCCAUAGAGUUGGAGAGCAAGUAAGCGGCUGCCCUCCAUGGCAAGACUUUGUUCGAAGCUCAGCCGCAGGUUCUGCCGCGAGUUUUGGACGAUUUUUUAUUCUCCUGCUUUUAUUACCUGCCAUUAGAUACACACGACCAAAAACUAAAACUAUCGGUGCAUGUCUCGUGUAUAAACUACUGAAUCCGCAGACGAUAGAUACUGAAAAAUGACUCUUGAUCCUUCACGCCGUUGGCAGCCCAGGGACAUCACGAGCUGUACUAACUGUUACCGAAACCAUCAGACCUAGAAGCGCGGUACUUUUUGAUCGUGUGUACCUCCUCUUGCACACUUCUUACAAAAUUCUAACCCACACACUCACUAUGCUAAGUCAUACCCACCCAAACCCCUCCUCUUGCACGGCUGCUUUAUCAGACCAAACACCGGAUUUUUAAACGUCUCUGCUCCUCAGUUCGCCUGUUUGAAAAGCCUCUCGUGGAAGUUGCUAGGAUUUUCAUGAGCGGUGUUGUGAUACCAGUGACAGUUUUACCCGACCUCUGCACCUUGAACGGGUAAAACGCCCAUAAAAACAGGUUAAUCUUCUCUGUGACCUUGGUAAAUAAUCGUAGUGGGAGCCCGAUACGUUUAAGAAUAUGGAUCCAAGAUUUGCCUGAUUGUGCUUUCCCAGCAGAGAGGUCCAUUAAUACCUUAAGAAACCAUAUAUAGAAAUAAGAAUAAAAGGGUAGAUGUAGACCAAAUGUAUAUGUAUAUGUGAUAAAUAAAUAAAAUUAUGAACAAAAAUAAUAAAAUGACAAAG